Messenger RNA from Clupea harengus (Atlantic herring), 2195 nucleotides. RefSeq names its product ubiquitin-conjugating enzyme E2G 2 (UBC7 homolog, yeast) (gene ube2g2). Lineage: Eukaryota; Metazoa; Chordata; Actinopteri; Clupeiformes; Clupeidae. The record is from RefSeq and is a predicted model, not a curated record.
GGCGCUGCGUUUUCUUCUUUGCAGUUGAAAGGCGGAAGUCGGGUGUAAGCCACGGCAUCAGCUUGGCUUACUUUUGUUUUUAGCAACCUGCGCAUCCGAACUUUUACAGUUCGUUAGUAACUAUAGGUGUUAACCAUGGCGGGCACAGCUUUGAAAAGAUUAAUGGCAGAAUAUAAGCAACUGACUCUAAACCCCCCUGAGGGAAUUGUUGCGGGCCCAGUAAACGAGGAGAAUUUCUUUGAGUGGGAAGCUUUAAUCAUGGGUCCAGAAGAUACGUGCUUCGAAGGGGGCGUGUUUCCUGCCAUCCUCAGCUUCCCUUCGGACUACCCUCUCAGCCCCCCCAAGAUGAAGUUCACCUGUGACAUGUUCCACCCUAACAUCUACCCAGACGGGCGCGUGUGCAUCUCCAUCCUGCACGCUCCUGGUGACGACCCCAUGGGCUAUGAGAGCAGCGCGGAGCGGUGGAGUCCCGUCCAGAGUGUGGAGAAGAUCCUGCUCUCAGUGGUCAGCAUGCUGGCAGAGCCCAACGAUGAGAGCGGAGCGAACGUGGACGCGUCAAAGAUGUGGCGCGAAGACCGCGAGCAGUUCUACCGGCUGGCCAAGCAGAUUGUGCGCAAAUCCCUCGGCUUGUAAAACGAUCCUUUCCGUCCCCUUUCUCUCCAUCCUCUUCUUUUUUGCCUCCCCCCCCCCCCCCCUGCCAGAUAGUAACACCACAACUCCCCCACCCGCCGACGCCGCAUAGGGAGGUCCAGUGAGGACAGACGUCAGGCAUGAAGGAAACAAACAAAGAGACUUCCUGUAGAAGAUUGAAAGGCAAAGACACUUAGUCCCUCAACAUGGCUGCCGUGAUGAUCCUCCCCUACCUCUAUGGAACAGUGCACUUUACAUAAAUGCUUUUAUUUAGUUUGAGUUUUUUUUUGUGGAGUUUUUUGUUUUGUUCUUUUCUGGUCGCCAAACAUCUCUCAUGGUUACUUCUUCUCACAGACAUGAAAAAAUAGUCUUAUCUUUUCUGGCUGUGAGAGAACAUGUGUCAUUAGUCCACACGUGACACACUUGAUGCAGAGCGAAAUAUGUGUGGAGACACCUUUGGGGGGAGGGGGGAGUUUGUAGGACUGGUGCUUGGGAGUGGACAGCGUUUGGGGGGAGGGGGGGGGGGGGGGUUGAUGGGGUGUGGGUCAGAUAUAUGUGGGGGUUUAGGGGUGGGUAAAAACACUGCCUGUGAGUGACUUGCUGCAUGCCAUGCCAUGCUAUGGUGUGUGUGAGUGAGAGAGAGAGAGAGUAUGUGCUGCUUGUGUGUGUGUGUGUGUGUGUGUGGGCGAGUUAUUUUUCCGGGGUGUAGAUGCAGUUUCGUUUACACACCAAACCGAUUAGGGUUAUUUGAUCAGAAAGCUUCUCGAUCAACCAGUGUGGGCCAACCCAGCUAACAGGAGUCAAAAUGGCAUCUGAUCAGAUUCACACAUUCGGGGCUGCAUUUGCCAAAAGCCUUUUUGUGCUGUGCCCACGUAACUCAAAGAGAGAAUGUAUAAAAUGACAGAGACUAUCAGUUUAUGAUGCUGGUAACACAACAAAAUGUCUGCUAUACACAACCCAGGACCUUUCUGGAAGUAGAAUAAAGCUGGUGAUUGGACAGUCACUCAAGCGCCGAGUUUAGGCGAGGAGUCAAAGGAGAGGAAGUGACUGGAGCACAAGAGGAAUGCAGGAACUUCCGUCUGCCCUAUGUGUCUUUCAUAGCCUGUAUUCAUUUCAACAGUAUUCUUUACCAAUAUUGUUACAAGCUGACACCCCAGUCCCAUUGUUUAAAUGAAGCCCUGUGUCUUUGGGGAUCAUUUUAUAGGAUGAUUCAAAUUCACUUUGAAGUUCUCAAUCUGAAAUGGAUGGGCUGGUCAAUCGGGAAAUGAAUAGGUUGGUUUUUCAAACUACUAAUGAUAACACUAAGGUCUGAGUAUACCCUGUGAUUGUCAGAGAUGCCUUCAUGUUUUAUUCUGACUUCCAGUUGUACUUCCUGGGUCAAAGGUAAUCUAACCCCAUUUUUUCAGACGAGAGAAAGGGAGGAAUCAGACGUAUCUGGGGUGACACUCCAGAGUUGAUGCAAACAUUGCAGACAAGAAAAUCUUGAUUUUGUGUGUCUAUAUUUUGGCAUGUGAUACAGGAAUAUUAAGUAUAAAAUAAAGUCCUGUUUGUGUUGGAGAGUAAAA